Molecule: messenger RNA, 1177 nt
Organism: Lobosporangium transversale
Lineage: Eukaryota; Fungi; Mortierellomycota; Mortierellomycetes; Mortierellales; Mortierellaceae
Product: tRNA wybutosine-synthesizing protein
Exons: 2
Coding region: 29-1174 (381 amino acids)
Biological process (GO): tRNA methylation
Cellular component (GO): cytoplasm
Molecular function (GO): tRNA methyltransferase activity
Source: RefSeq, a predicted model, not a curated record
CUCAAUCUCAUUCAAGUUUCACUGAACCAUGUCGGACGGAUUUACACUUCGCAAGAAGGCCAUUCUAAUUGCCCUCAAUUCAGACACACCAGACAAGUCCCCCAAAGGAUACGUCGAUGAACCUCUGUUGCCGUUGAUUAUGCUUGUCAAUAGUCACAAGGACUAUGUGACAACAUCAUCGUGCUCUGGUCGUAUCUGCACUUAUCUUGAAGGCUUGAAUGAAUCCAGUGCCAUCGAACUCAAACAACAACAGAGGAGUGAACCUCAAGAAGAUAGCAAUCAUAAUACUGAUAGGAGGAGCAAGGACAAAGAGGAAGAGGAAGAGGAAGAGGAAGAGGAAGAGGAAGAGGAAGCGCAGAUCGCUGCAGGAUAUGCAGAGAAUACUUCAUUAGCUGCGGUAGAAGCAGCCAAGCGGGCCAAAGGCGGGCAAUGGCUUUAUGUCAGUCAUGAGUCUAUUGUUAUCACACCAGAGCAGGACUCCAGGGAUCAACACUGGAUUAUUGACACACUCUUUGGCUCAGAAGCGCAUAGAGUUGUCUUAAUGGAGGAUGCCAUGGGUGACAGGACUGCUGAUAUGGCCAAGGCACAGUUGGUAUACUUCAAGUUUGAACCGAUGAUUCUCCAUAUUGAAGCGGCGACACCUACAGCUGCAAAGACAUUUUUAAACCACUCCUUAUUCUCAGGCUAUCGGAACUCUGGGAUCCUUCCGUCCGCGAAGCGAACUAUGCUGGCCAUCCGCAGUACCCUCAAGAUCGAUGCCCCAAUAGCCUAUAUACCUUCCACAGCGUCUUCAGCACACGCUGCAACGACAACGCUAACAUCAAUGAACACUAUUGUGGAGCCAGAACCAAAGAUCCAUCUAAUAGUUUCAUUAUCGUAUCUACGUUUGCUGAUCGAGAUGAGUAAUGACAAAUUCCGCAUGAAUACGGCUCAAAUGAGUCGGUUUGAAAAGCGGUUGACAGAACACUUGAAAGAGGAGAGCGACAAAUCGGCAAAGAAGGGGGAUCAGGGAGAAUGGGAGGAUAAAGAUGCUCGGAGGGAACGCAAACGCAGAGAAGGUCUCCUCAAGCAACAGGAAGCUGCCAAGGCGAGAGCUAGAGUACCAAAACAAGAAGAGAUGUUAACUGAACAACCGAUACCUUCGUCACCACAGGACAAGCAAAUAGAACAAUAAAGC